Polistes canadensis is the source of this 4241-nucleotide messenger RNA. It is a transcript of the gene Gp150, whose product is annotated as insulin-like growth factor-binding protein complex acid labile subunit. Lineage: Eukaryota; Metazoa; Arthropoda; Insecta; Hymenoptera; Vespidae. The transcript is spliced from 8 exons. The record is from RefSeq and is a predicted model, not a curated record. The coding region runs from base 566 to 3373 and encodes 935 amino acids. Gene Ontology annotation, molecular function: protein binding.
AAACGUGACCUUUUCGCAAUGUUACAGUUAAAUAGAUUGGCGCGAAUCGCAAGUAGAAACAGUUGAGUUCGAACUGUGAGCAUAAGUUGAUCGUCGAUGCACGUAGAUGAAUUAUUAAAGAAGUAAAAAAACAAGGAAGUUACAUACGUUCAACGGUAAUCCACGCCCACGUCUCGAGUUCUCCCUAAGAAGAAAACAUUCCACGCUGAAGAAUUUGUCAAGUGGUUGUCGCGGUUACGUUUCGAACGUUUCAAAUAUUUUACCACCAGAGGACACUGCGCUUCUUAUCUGUUACCUGAAUUUGUACCUGCGUUUUCGACCAAUCGGACGUUCGACCCUGGGUCCUGCUGCCUUCCCCCUCCUCGACCUACUAUACCAGUCCCCAAGCAUAGAGCUACGUAGUUCAGAAAUUCCUGCACCGCAAGCGCGAAACGAUCAUCCAUUAUAGCGUUCCUAUUCUUCUUCUCGCGAUAUAUACGUGUGGUAAAAAAGUGUUAAUCUCUCUGGAAAACAAGGAAACAUCGUGGAAUCUUUCGAUUGAAACAAGCAGGGGAUACGAACCAAGAUGAAAAUCUCAGCAGCUUCGCUGCUGACCAUCGUCCUGUGCUUGUCCUUGUCCGCGACAAGGACUGGUGCAGCUUUGGAAUCAAACUCGAAUUUGCCCAAUGAACUUCUUCGAGAGAAUCAUCCUACGUCGAGCGAAUCGCCAGAUAAGAUUACAACGAUCGUUCCAAAUGUGGUCGACAAGAAAAUCCUAUUACCGAAAUACGCGAAAGAAUUUACAAAUUUGAAGGAUGUACUUCUUCAGGAGAUUCAUACCUUGGACGAGGAUGAAAAUGAUCGUCAACUUAAUGUCGUUCUCCAAAAUGCUUCGGAAAAGUUAAAAAAGGGAACAACUACGAUGAUGAAAAAGUCACCUCAAAUGUCGAUUAAAUUGUCGCCGUUCGGUUACAUCGGAAAAUUAAACGAGAAAAUGAAUAAUACGGAAACUAAAGAAGUCGAAGAUUUAGGAUACGAGGCAAGUUACUAUGGUCGGAAGCACGAUAAUGCUGCCAAUAAGAACGAGGAUAUUAAUAAAGCUGGAAAUGCAUUUGAAUAUGACGAAUAUAAUAUCGAGGAUGAUAUUGACGAUGAGGACGAUGACGACGAUGACGACGACGACGACGACGAGGACGGUGACAACGACGAGGACGUUGACAACGACGACGAAGAAAAUGUUAUGACUCAAUGUCCCGAUUAUUGCAAAUGCGUCGCACAAUACGUCUCUGCAUCAACCGCUACGUGCACAAAACUCGUGGAAGGACAAGUUUUUGCUCCUGGUACAGCCAGUUUACGAAUCGAAAAUGCCGGAGAGAUUCGUCUUGGUCCUUACGCAUUAAAAUCCCGAGGACUGCAACAACUGGAGAAUAUAAAGAUCACGGAUACUCGUAUCGUCGAUCUCGAUCGUACCGCAUUCGACGGUACUUCCGUACUUUUCGCCAUUAAUCUGACGAGAAACGCGCUUCAAGAAAUCCAUCCUCAAACCUUCCAAAAUAAUUCGCAGCUGAAUCACUUGACCAUCUCCGGUAAUCCCUUGAAACAUGGUCAAUACUUCAAAGGAGUGAAACAUUAUCUCUUUGACGCUCCUACCGUCACCGAGCUCGUAUUUUCUAACAACGGUUUAACCAAAUUGCCACGUACUGCAUUUCAAAAGAUGCAGAGCUUGGUCUAUAUCAAUUUAAGUGGAAACAGAUUUAAGGAAAUCGAGAGGACUCUCUUUGAUCCCUUGAACGCUUUGGUAGAUUUGGAUUUGUCCAAUAACUUGUUGAACGAAAUCCCGGCCGAUCUUUUCGAUAACAGCGAUUUGGAGGUUCUUCGUGUCUCUGGAAACAAUUUAUCGACUUUGGCUGUUAUAAAAGCUUCCGAAUUGAGAACGUUGGAUGCAGCUAGAAAUAAGAUUAAGGCUAUAGGGAAAGAUGACUUAUCCAACGUGUCACUUUUGGAACAACUAAUUGUUAGUUCGAAUGGAAUGAAGAGAAUACAUCAACACGCGUUCAUGAAUCUUGAACAAUUGACUUAUCUCGAUGUUAGCAACAACAAGUUGACUUCUUGGACCGAACAUCAUCUCAGGAAUAAUCCGAGAUUACAGAUUCUGUUAAUGAACAACAAUCCGGAAAUAAAAAUCUUGCCUCUUUUCAAGACUACUGGUCUUGAAUAUGAAACGUACAGCAUUUAUCGUUUCGAAUGCGCUUAUUGCGGUUUGGAAGACUUGGACGUUCAAACUUUCAACGAGAUGCCGGCUUUAAACAAAUUGAAUUUAUCUUUCAAUCGUCUUUCUAUUUUACCUUCCGGGUUUUUGAAGUUCCUCACUUCUCUUCGGGAAUUGGAUAUCUCUAAUAACAUGAUAGAAACGUUAGAAGAUAAUAUGUUCCACGGAGCUGUUACCUUGACCAAAAUCAACCUUUCUGGCAAUCCCUUGAUGUCUUUGCAAGUUACUCCAUUUUUGGCAACACCUUCGCUCACGAAACUCGACGUCAGCAAAUGCGAAUUGGAAAGAGUUUGGAGCGAAGCUAGAGUUCCUUUGAAGAGCCUCAGAUUCCUGUCGGUUCGUGCAAAUUUACUGCGACGAAUCACUUUGGAAGAACUCAAUGCAAUGCCGAAACUUUCAGCCUUGGAUUGGUCACAUAAUCCCUUGGACUGCGACAAAGAUUUUAACACAGCUAUUCAGUGGUUGACGAAUCAUGGCAUUACCCCUAUGGAAACGCGCACGCACAGUAUUUACGGCGAUAACAUGGAUUAUUCUGACGCGGAUGGCAUCACGCAAUGGAAAGAUCUAGCAAAGAGUGUUUGCGAUGGUGUCGAAGAUGGACCACCAUCUAGGAAGAUACCCGGUCCAGUAAACCCAGAGAUUAGCUCACAGGAACUACUCGGUGAUGUAGAGAACACGAAUACUCUUAUAAGUGGAGAUCGCGAAGAUGACGAGGAUAUUUUAAAACCGUUCGAUCAUUUUACGCAAUCGGACGAUGACGUUGAAAGAGCAUGGGAACAGAAUCAAUACACGGAAUACGGAGAUUACAUCGUUGAGUCAUCGAGUUAUCGACCAUGGUACAGCACUGCACUUUGGCCUAUAUUAACUAUCAUCGUGGUGACGUUAAUACUUCUUUUGUUGAUCGCUCAUGUGGCCAUCACCGUGGCGAAACGCCGUGGUCGCGGCCGUGGUCCGGUUAUCAGACCACCCAUGAUUCUUCGUCAAAGUCUCGUAGAUAAUAAAAAUUGUGGAUUGGUUUACAAGCCACUUCAAGAAGAAAUAGCAACUCCCCAUAUGCCUAAAAGGGGUAGCUUUUACUCGAGCAGUACUUUCCAUUACGACAAGAUCGUACCCGAGAGCGUUUAAAUUUAUUAAUGUUUCUAUUCAAAUAAAAAAGGACUAAUUUAAAGUUUAAUCGAUGAAAACGGGUGGAAUAAUACGAGCGAUAAGACGAACAUGAAAAAAAAAGAAAUAUGGGUGAUAUGUUUUUUUUUAUAAAUUUAUAAGCGUUUUUAUUAAGCACAUAAUAAGUAUUCUUCUACCGAUCAAAUUAAUUCCGUCGUUUAUAGAAGAAAAUAAAGAUGAAAAUAAUAUGGCGGUAUAAAGAACGAUUCGCGAAUCCUCAGUGCCUUUUAAGCAUUUGUGCUUUAAACAUUUUUUUAUUAUCCAGUAUGUACAAUCGUAAUUAUAAAGAGAAAUCGAUCAAUCCUGUAAAGGAAGGAUUAUUGAACGAACAGAUGUAUUUUUAGGAAACCGACAAUAUUUUGUCUUUCGAUAAACUAUCAUGGUUAUUAUCGAAUUAUUCGAUGGGAAAAAUAUAAGUACAAGAAAUGUUUGGGAAGCGUUUGAUGUUCAUGAUUAAUUAAUUAUUAUAUAUGUAUAUUUAAUUAAUAGCGCAUACUAAUUAUUUUUAAUGUACCCAGUUUAUCGCAUAAGAAAGAGAAAGAGAGAGAGAGAGAGAGAGAGAGAGAGAGAGAGAGAGAGAGAGAGAAAAUUAAUGCAAGCUCGAAUCCGAAAAGCUGUAACAGUAUAUCUUUUUUUGAAGCUUGCAGUUUGUUAAUCACUUUAACAAAAAUUAUUUGAUACAAAUCAUAAGAGAGAACAGCUAUCGUAGUACGAUAUUAAAACUAACAUCUAUUAGAACUAAAUGAGUAUACCUUAAUGCGCGCUACCAUAUUCUGUAAAUAAUAUAUAACGUUUUAAUAAAAAUUGAAAUAAAUUAAAAUCUAUUCCC